This is a messenger RNA of Pogona vitticeps (central bearded dragon), 8128 nucleotides long. NCBI's taxonomy places the organism in Eukaryota, Metazoa, Chordata, Lepidosauria, Squamata, Agamidae. The record is from RefSeq and is a predicted model, not a curated record.
UCGAUUUAUCCUUGCGCGCGAACAGCACGAAAGAGUUCCUCGUGAGGCGCUCCAGUAAUGUUAGAAUUCCGCGGCUCGUGAGACCCAGUUUUGGUCACUAGCUAAAAAAAUGGGUGGGGGUAAAAUUAACAGAGUAGAGAAGAUUAGUUGCUAUUUUUAAUUUCUCUUCAGGAAGGAGCUGAGGAUAUCAGGUCUGUGGCGCACAGUUUUGCGUGGCGGCGGAGGGAUACAGCUGGGGAGUGCCACAAUUCGGCAGAACAGCUACAGAGCGCGGGAUUUGAAGUGAGUCCGCACAGGUAAGAUAUGCAACCGGGAAAAUGCCACUUUAUGGGAAAAUCGUUGUCAUUAAAAGGGAUGGAACUGAUGGAACUCAUUUUCCACUGACUGCAAACUCUUGUUUGUUUGGAAGGAAAAGAGAAUGUGACAUCCGAAUCCAACUGCCUCAAGUUUCUAAAGAGCAUUGUAAGAUUGAAGCUAAUGAAAAUAAGGAGGUUAUUUUGUUCAACUUAAGUUCUGUAACCCCAACACAAGUAAAUGGAAGUAAUGUUACAGACCCGACAUAUUUAAAGCAUGGAGAUAUACUGACUAUUAUUGAUCGUUCUUUCAGGUUUGAAUACCCACCUGUGUCACUUCCACAGAAAAGACGUUCCAGGUCUCAAGAUAAGGCCACAUUACAGGUUCUUCAUGUUCAGCAAGACUUGUGCUCUCAGGAUUCAAAAAACAGAAACCCUCAGAUUCCUGACAAGGAACUUGAACAAGGGAAUCAAACUCCUGAUGGCAGUGAGAAGGGAAGAUCUCAAGAACUUGUUACUGGAUGGAAUGACGCAUCUGAAUCUGCAUAUAAAAUAUGUCAAUCAGAAAGAAAAAGUGAGAUUUCUUUUUCCAGUGAACAUUCUGUAUCAGUGAAGUAUGAAGAUUCUACAAAAAACAUUGAAGGAAAUAGUGAGAUAUGCGGUCAAGAUAAUACUCUGAGAAAAGAUGAUAAUAUGUCAGGAGGUGUUUCACAAAUUCCUAAUAGAUUUGUGGCUAAUUCGACUAGUACCAACACUGUAAUGCAGAAAGAUGAUUCACAUGCUGGAAAUACUAAAAAUCAUGAUACAAACAGUGUGGUAUCCAGUCCAGUAAAUUGUGAUGUGAACAUCUUUAGAAAGUCAUCUACAAGAAGGUCAUCUGCAACACGUUCAUCUGCAAGUGUUUUGAAUUAUGCUGCAAAACAGGAAGAAGACAGUGAAGACACAAUUCCAUUGAAGAUUGAACACCCUGAAGAGAAUAAUCCAGAAAAAUCCAAAGAAACCAAAAGUGCUUGUAACGAUACCAUUAGAGUAAAUAGGCAAAGCGCAGAAUAUGUUCAUGAACCAUGUUAUAUUGUGUCACUGGACUAUAAUGAUGGAACAAACUAUUCUCAAAAAUCAGUAUAUCAGACACUGGGAGCAGGUACUGUAGAAAUCAAACCAAACCUAAUAGAUUCUUUUGGAUCUGUUGAAAGUGCUUUAUCUACACCAAAGUCUAAUAAAAAGUGUUUUCAAGUGUAUUCCAGUCCAUUUACUAGAAAUGCCAGAAGAAAUAGUUUUUCGAAGUAUAAUGUUCUACCAGUUGAGCUAGAUUCACUGAAUGAAAUGAAGUAUGCAGAAGCUUCAUUUGAAAUUGAGGAAUGCUCAUUGGAUACUAAUACAGGAGAAUGUGAAAUCAAUGGCUUAACUGGUCAUAAGUGUUCUAAAAUGGGGAGGAAUAGCAAAAUGAUGGUCACAGAUAUAAUACAGACUCCAAAAGAACAAAAAAAUGAGGUUGAUGUGAAUUACACCCCAAAAGAUGGAAACUCUGGAACUGUUGUCUGCUCCUUGGACAGUAGUAACAGCAAAAGCCCCAGAAGGAGUUUUAAACAGAAUAACAACUCUGUAAAUAGAAGUACUAUGAUGAAGAAAUCAACAGAAGAAUUAGUCCUAAUCACUGCUGCUUCUGAUGUGGGUAGAAUAACUCCUGCCCAACUAUCUGAUGACAACUUUGGCAGGAACUGCCCUGAAGAACACACAGAGAAGAUAAAACAGCCAAUCACAGAUGCGUAUGAACAGAAUGUCAAUGUGAAAAGUAAUAUGCCAGUAUUUUCAAAUCUAUAUGAAAGCAAUGUACAAACACCAGCUGAAGCUGUUUCAGAAAUGAAUGUGUCAAGUCCAUGUAUAUCAAACAGAAAGCCAGAAAUUAAAAAAUCACCUCAAAAGCGUAAAAAUAUUCAACUUGACAUAGUGUUUCAACCACCUGGAAAAAGAAAGAGAGUCUCCUUUGGUGGCCAGCUGAGUCCUGAACUAUUUGAUAAACGUCUCCCUCCAAACUCUCCACUUAAAAAAGGUGCAAUUCCAGCAAGACUGAGUUUACCAUUUGGAAACUCACCUCGAGCAGUUCUGAAAAAAGCUUCAGGAUUGAGACAAUCUAUAAUCAAGAGUUUCACUGAAAGGGAGCAAGGCAAUAUUUUGAUUGAAACAGCUUCCUCGCCCCCGGCUGCCCGCAGGUCCCNGGCCGCUUCCCCCCCGGCCACUUCAUCCCAGGCUGCCCGCAGGUCCCCAGCCACCUUGUCCCCAGCUGCCUCGCCCCCGGCCUCCCGCAGGUCCCCAGCCACCUCGCCCCGAGCCUGUUUCUCUUGUAACACACCCCAAAGAAAAGGCAGGUUCUCUGUUUCUCACGUUGCCUGCACAUCCCCAAAAGAACAGAGUUCUGUUGUCAAACAGGUGGAUGUAAAUAAAGAGAUCAUUGAACUGAAGACAGGUGGACCUAGUGAACAAGAAUCUAAAGUUUCUGGGUCAGUAAGGAGAAGCAAAACCUUUGCUGUACGGAAAAAAUCCUUGCAUAGGAGAAGUGGUGCUGUGGAUGCAAUUCAAUCUAAAAGACGAAGUGGUGCUUCUGAAGCCAACUUAAUAGUUGCAAAGUCUUGGGCAGAUAUUGUAAAACAAGGUGUUCCAAAAUCACAUUUGAGGACUACUGCAACUAAAUGUGGACCUAAAAAGAGUUCAGCAAAGAAAUCUACAAAACAAUCAAAGAACAAUGCUUCCGUAUUAAAAACUCCAGUAAGAAAAUUCACAGGUCACUUUACUACAGGUCAUGCUAACUCUCCUGCUCCGAUUGUGGUCGGAAAAGCUCACAUCAGCACUGUGAAUUUAGCUGCACAAGUCCCUAAAGUGAUGUACAACUAUCCUUUGAAGCAACAUUUUGACUUAAAUGAGAGUUUUACAGGGAUGGCUGAGAUGUUCAGUACUCCACCAAGCAGGGAGCAAGAAGAGUCUCUGUUUUGUAGUGAAAAAAUGAAGCUGCCAACACAAGAGGCCAUCUCAGAAAUUAAUGCUGAAGCAGAAGCUGAAGAGGGGCCUGCACCAUCUUGCAAUGUAUCAAAUCAACAAAGACACGACAAAGAAGAUAUGGUAUCCUCUUUCUUUAAAGAAGAGCCUCAGAUUUCCACUCUUGACCACAAUGACCUUCAGAUGACUCUCAGAGGAGCAGAUGGUGCCUUCAGAGAAACUGUGGGGAAGGAUAGCUUCGUAGUAGCAGUAAAUCAUACAGUUGGUACUGAAAUGCAAGAUAAAAGUCAAGAACAAAAAUCAGAAACAGUUAAGUUGCUUUCAGGGACCAAGAGAUCCCUGGAAACACCCAAGCAAAAAACAGAACCUGUUGAGGCAUUUUCAGGUGUUAAGAGGUUCCUCAGAACACCCAAGCAAAAAACAGAGGCUGUGGAGGCAUUGUCGGGAGUCAAGAGGCUGUUGAGAACACCCAAGCAAAAACCAGAGGCUGUGGAGGCGCUGUCGGGAGUCAAGAGGCUGUUGAGAACACCCAAGCAAAAACCAGAGGCUGUGGAGGCGCUGUCGGGAGUCAAGAGGCUGUUGAGAACACCCAAGCAAAAACCAGAGGCUGUGGAGGCACUCUCAGGGGUUAAGAGGCUCUUAAGAACACCCAAGCAAAAAACAGAGCCUGUGGAGAUGCUUUCAGGCAUCAAGAAGCUUUUGAGAACACCCAUGCAAAACCUGGAUCCUGUUGCAGAUGACAUUGUCUGCGCCAAGUUGAUGAAGUCUCCAGAAGAAAUGUCAGAGGAACUGAUAGGAAGUGAUAUCAACAGACAAGAGAAACAAAGAAUACAGGCUAACAUAGAUGAUGGUAUUGACAAGCCGGAGAAAAGAGUAAACCCCAUGGAAGACUUUGAAGGAAUUCAACGGUUGUUCAGAACACCAAAACAAAAAAACAAACCUGUGGAAGAUCUAGUUGGCAUCAGUCGGCUAUUAAAAACACCAAGGCAGAAGUUUUUGCCAGUUGAUGACUACUUGGGAUUGCAGAAGCUUAUGGCAGAACCUAAACAGAACUGUUUAAGUCCUGAAAUGGAUUAUUCGGGUAUCAAAGAAAUGUUGGAAACUACAGAUGAACAAAAGGGCGAAUUGCUGGAAUUUGUGAAUCUCAUUGACGAAGAGAAUGGUUCCUACAUAAAUUCCAAAACUGGAAAUGAGUCCAUACAAAGAAAUGAUCCUAAACAUGAUGUAAAAUUAGAAGACACCACAGGACAUGUUAUUUCUAAUUCAUUUAAUGAAUUGAAAACAGAGACAGAUAGAGAAACUAUGGACUCAAAGUGUGAAACAAACAAAGUGAAACAAACACAGAGCUAUCAUGCAGAAGGGAUUAAUUCCCAAAACGGAGGCGCAAACAAUUUUAUGAAAGAGGCAACUGCUGAUCUGGGUCCAAUAGAUAAAGAAGUGGUUGAAGUGUUGGCUUCAGGUAGAAGAACUAGGAGAGGGAAAGUUAAUGAAUCCAGUUCCCUAAAAGAACAAACAAGGAAGAUACAGAGAUAUACAAGGAAUUCAUGUAGGACAAAAUCAGCCAGUGCUGUAGAAAAAAGUACUUCGUGUCAGAACACUGCUGACUUAAGUCUAGUGCAAGAAUCUGAAACCAGCAUAUCAACACUUGAAACUAUGACAAGAUCUUCAAGAGGAGAAUCUAGAAAACAUUUCACUGAAACAGUUGAGUCUGUGAUUUCUGAUAACAUCAGUCAUGCUCCAGAAUUACUGAGACCAUCAAAGGAAGCUUCAGUCAAAAUGCAACCAUAUCUAAGAAGAAGGGUGACAGCUAAAUUGAAAGAAGAAGAAACAACAGUGGAUUUCAAAGAAGAUGUAAAACCAGAAGAAAAUGGAUGUCUCUUAGAUGCAAAAACAUCAUUGAGCUCAAGAAAUAAGGAAGAUUAUAAAAAUGAUUUAAAAUCUGAGUCUGUAGAAGUAAAUACACAAGAAAAAAUGCAAAAUGAAGGUUUUGAAAAUUCAAGGAUAGAAAAUAUCGGAAAUGGCCUAAAAAGAAGUAGAAGAGGAAAGAAUAUUCCAGUACAAACAAAACCUGGAACAUUAAAUGCAGCUGAUGAGGAGUAUAAAACUGGACGUAAAAAAUGUAUAGUAUCUAGAUCCUAUAUAAAACCUCUAGAAAAUAAUGCAGACGUAAAAGAAAAUGCAGUAAAGCAGGAAAAAGGGAGAAAAAUUCAUUUUUUACUUGAGAAAGAUGAUUCUUUACCUCUUCAAGAAAAAUCUGCGCUUGGAGAGAAGGGUCGCUCUCCUCAAAAAGAAAGGACCUUAUUGUCUGAAAGUGUUGCAUCCUCUACAACACAGCAUACAUCACGAAGAAGUAAAAGGAAAACAUCUGUUGCAUCACAACCAGUUUGCUUUUCUCCUUCCAAAGCAAAGCAGGUGUUAGAGAUUAAUGAAGCUGAAUACAAACAAGACAUAAAUUUCUCUUCUGAAAACAUUAUUGCAAAAGGUGACAUAUCAGGAGUUAGCUUUAGUUUUGUCCAUGAAAAAUGUGGGCAGGAAGGUCAAAAUGGAGAGAGUCCUAAUGUAACUCAGAAGGUGCAGUUGGAAAGUCUAGAAACGCCUACUGAACACAGUCAUCCAAGUGGGCAAAAAGUUGUAAAAGAAAAUGUACCCAGGAGAGGCAGAAGCAAGCAAGCCAUUUGUAAGGAAAUGCCCACACAAUAUGACAGUAAAGAGGCAGAUGAAAUGAAAACGAAAGAGAAUCAACCCAAAAGAGGAAGAGGAAGAAAAAUAAACCCUCAGUUGGAAAUUCCUUUACCUCUGGAACAGAAUACUCUUGAAGGAAACUUGAAAACAGACAGCUUUAAUUUGGCACAAAAUGAAUGUUCAGAACAAAUUCAGAAUGAAUCAUAUCCUAAGGAAACCCAAAAAAUGACCUUGGGAAGUUCUCCAAUUACUGCACAGCGUAGUUCACAAAAAAGGCAGAAAGUAGGAAAAGAAAAUCCAUUGAGGAGAAGCAAAAGAAAAGCACUUGAUCAUGAAACUACCACAGAAAAUGUCAGUAAACAGGAACGUGUUUUAGUAGACCAAAACAUGGUUAUCAUAAAUGGGAAUUUACCAAAACGUACCAAAGGGAGUAAGAUUGGCUGUCAACUCCAAACAACUCCAAAUAAGUCUCUGGAACUUAAUACUUUUGCAAGAGAAGAACAGGAAAUGCGCGACUUGAGUUCUGUUCAAGAAGAAUGUUCCUUGCAACAACCUCAAAAUGCCGUAAAUCCUAAUGAAACCCAAAAGGUGCCCAUGAAAAAUGUGCAAGUUCUCAUAGAGCAUAGUCCACCAGAAGGACGAAAAGUUACAGAAGAUCAUCUGCCUAGGAGAGGAAGAAGAAAAGCCAUUGCUCAAAAAACCCAUACAGAAUAUGAUGACAAACAGACAGGUAAAGAACAAAAUGUGGAAAAGAAAGAAAACCUGUCAAAACGGGGCAAAGGAAGAAAGAUUGCCCCAGCCCCUCAAACACUUCUUGCUCCCCUUGAGAAUAACUUAGCAUUGCAACCAUCGACCCAAAGUAGAAGUGCAGUAGAACAGUCAAGUGAAGCUUCGGAAACUAAAACUACUGCAAAUGGGCAUCUGUCACACAGAGGCAGAAGAAGAAAAACAGAUAUAAUCAUGACAGGCUCAGUUUCUGCCAGCAAAAAGCCUAGACUGGUUGAUAAAAGCAACAAAGAAAGAAUGCCUAAGGAUAUUCAAGAUGUUUCAAAAGAGAAUAUAUCCAAAAGAAGUGGGAAAAAACAAUUAGUUCUUCAUAAAACCUUAGCAGAAUGCAGUGGCCAAUUCGGAAAUGACAGUGAAAAGGCUAUGCCUGUAAAAGAUGAAAGUAUCCCUUUACAAAAAGGUUCUGGAAGAGAGAACAAAUCAAAAAAGAAUAAAGAACAAAUUGAUUUGGCAUCUUCCUCUCUAAAUGUAAGCAUCACUCUGCCACCACUAUGCUCAGAGAAAGGCGGGACUGCCUGUGAAAACCAAAGCACAGUUAUUGGAGAUGGUGCUGUUGGGAAAGCCAGAUUGGCAAAACGUGGCAGUAGAAAUAAAACAGUGGUACCUACCACAGCUGUCAGAACGAAGUAUAAGCAAACUGAAGAGGAGGUUGAUCACAAAAAUAAUUUAGAAAAGACAGCUGUGACAAAUCAGAAACAGGGCAGAAGCAAUAGAAGGAAACCUGUGACACUUGAAUCAACUAUUUGUGCUUCUCUCAAAGAAAAAUAUGGAUUGAUCACAGGCAAUGAUACCAUUUCUGAAGAUCUGCUUGUGAUUGUGGACAAUACUGCAGCAAAAAAGAAUCCACCCAGACGGGGCAAAAAGAGACAAGUGAACAGUGAUUCAGAAACCAGUGCUACUACUUCUGAUACAACCAGGGAUGUUGUUUUGGAAAAUAAAUUGAAAUCUAAAACAGAAAAUUCUGAGAACACAACAUUGCAAAAAGGAAAAAGAAAGAAAACAAAAGAAGAACCUACCAGAGCUGCAGCUGGGACUGCUGAAGAGGCAGAAGGCAGGACAAGAGGAAGCAAACGAACAAAAAAAUAAUGUCUUCUUUGGUACUGGAUUGUAAAUGUUUUUCCUCUGAAAAUGUCAUUGGAUUUUGUACUCCUGGGUUGUACAAUAUACUUUGCAUUUAAUAGAUACAUAUUUUCUUUAAUUUUAUUUAGCUUCAUCCCUGGCAUUGAUACAUUUCUUCCGCAGAGUGCUGUAAAUAUUUUGUAGGGGCUUGGUAAUUUCAGUUUUUGACUGCUCUGAUUUGUAUUGUUUGAAGAAAUUUUAAAUAACAGUGUCGCUGCAUUGUGCAUUUUGACAUUAAACCGCAUAUUCAUGUUGUA